AUGCCUUUCUUCGCAAACCCAAACGUCUCCAUCAUCACCGGAGCCCCGCCCUCCGUGCACCAAGUCGCAGGAAAUCUCUUCCUCGGCCGCGAGACGGAUGCGAGCAAUUGUAGCAUGGAUGAGAACGGCAUAUCAGAUGUAGAGGCGUGGAUAGGGCGCUCCGCACCGCCUCAAUAUUCUGCCGAACUUUCCCUAUUUGUGUUCGACGCGGGCACCAAGCUAUUGCAGAAGCGUGCGGGUCUCUUCUAUCUGACUCUGUCAGACUAUAUCCAAGACAAGCACGCACCGGGCACAAAAGAGGCAGCUAUGUGA
Molecule: messenger RNA, 312 nt
Organism: Paracoccidioides lutzii Pb01
Product: phosphonoacetate hydrolase
Exons: 2
Coding region: 1-312 (103 amino acids)
Source: RefSeq, a predicted model, not a curated record